UUUUUUUUAUUCCUAUAUACUUAUAUACUUACUAACGCGUUAAAUGAGCAAUUCUGAAUCUGCUGUUGAAUGUGAUCCUGAUAUAGACCGGAGACCUCUUGCUGAUAUAGAGCAUGAAAACAAUUCUGCAUUCUAUGAUGGGCUACUGCACGAGACAAGACAAGGUUUUCUGCCGAGUUAUUGCAAAGCUUUAAGUUGUUAUCUACGUGCUGGGUCUAAUGGUCAUGGCACUGCUAAUUACAGAGCAGCUUUAAUUCUGUACUUUGGUAGCCACGAUGUACAACAAGACUUUUGCAGAGCAUUGCGUCUUUUCCAAUUGUAUGUCAAUGGUCAAAAUUAUGACAACCAAGCAAGAAGCAAUGAAUCCAAUGCAUAUUAUUACAUGGCUAGAAUUUACUAUCAUGGUCUAGGCGUUGAUAAAGAUCUUGAAAAGGCAUUUCAAUUGUUUAAAAUUUCAGCCGAUCAAGGACAAGCUAAGGCCCAAUGCCAGCUAGGAAACAUGUACUGCACGGGAGAAGUAAUGCCCCAAAAUGAUAAUCUUGCUUUUGCUUUAUUUGAAAAAGCAGCCAAUCAAGAUGACUCCAUUGCUCAAAAUAACUUGGGGGUCUUUUACAUUGAGGGACGCGUCUCUCCUCCAAAUCGUGACAAGGCAUUGUAUUGGUUUAAAAGAGCAGCAAGGAAAAAGAAUCCUUUCAUUCAGCUAAAUAUCGCAGAAAUGUUUCGUCAAGGACUUGAAGGUGAUAAAGACUAUGUUAGCGCUCUAUACUGGAUGGAACUUUCGGGUUCUCAACGCUGUUCCAAAGCCCAAGUUGAAGUUGGUCUUUGUCAUUUGUAUGGCCGUGGAACCGAACAAAACUCUGGGCAAGCCGAGAUUUGGCUGACCAAAGCUGUUAAUAAUGAUGGAAAUCCUGCUGCCUUAUAUACCCUCGGAUUGAUGCACAUGCAAGGUCUUGGUAUUCGAAAAAAUUCUGCUGUUGCUUUUGGAUACUUUAUGGAGUCUGCUGCCCAAAACUAUUCUGAAGGUCAAACGCAACUUGGUUUAUAUUAUCUGGCAAACAAGAAUUUUAUAAAGGCCAGAGAGUACUUUGAAAAAGCGGCCCUUAACGAUAAUAAUCCGGCGGCACAAUAUCAUCUUGGAUGUUUGUACUCUUCAGGGCAAGGCGUCAAAAUAAACCAUGAGCUGGCUUUCCACUGGUUUCUUAAGUCGGCCUUUCAGAAUUUCCCAGAUGCACAAAACUCAGUAGGUGAAUGCUACAUGAAAGGCGUGGGUACCACUCGAAAUUACGAAAAAUCCUUAUUCUGGUUCAAGGAAUCCAUAUCCGUUAAUGAAAAUGCUACUGGUCUGUACAAUCUUGGUUUGAUGUACUAUUACGGUCGUGGUGUUGAGGUUGACUACAACUAUGCCUUUUACAAUUGUUUUAUCAAGUCUGCUGAAAAGAAACACUCGGAUGCGGAGAAUCAGGUUGGACAUUGCUAUCGUUUUGGCCAUGGUACCCCACAAGACUUUGUGCGUGCCAUGCAUUGGUACCGAAAAUCAUUAAUAAAUAACAAGAAUGCUUUUGCUCAAUGUAGUAUCGGAGAUAUGCAUCUCAACGGAUUGGGCGUUAAUAAAAAAGAUGCUUCAUUGGCUUUAUCUUUUUUUGUCAAGUCAGCUAAACAGGGCUGCUCUUUUGGUCAAUAUAUGCUAGGAAAAUGUCACGAAGAAGGCUAUGGAACACCUCAAAAUUACGAAAAAGCCAUGUCAUGCUACCUAGCUGCAGAUGAGAAUGAUAAAAACGCUCAAGCUCAAUUCGGUAUCGGAAGGUUAUACAGUCGUGGAUAUGGCGUUGCACAAUGCCAAGAUUUAUCAAAAUUUUGGUUUAAACGGGCCGCAGAUCAAGGGCUCGUUGAAGCUCAACAAGAACUGGCAAACCCAACUACUCACGAAACUCCCAAUAGUGAAAAGUCCGCAAAUCGCAACAAAAAGAAACCCUCUAGUGUAUUAAAGAUAUUACACCGUGAUGAAACUAGUAUUACGCCGCUCCCAUUGUCAGUUAACGACGAACCAUUAACUCCUGAAGAUGGAAUAUUGGAUUUUGCUCAUUUGACCGUGAAUUCACCAAGACAGGCGGAGCCCGACAAAUUUAUCCAUUUACCUGUAACCAGUGUUUAUACCACUUCUGCUUUUCCUGAGAUUAACGAGACACCCCCCCGUGUCUUUCAAAUUGAAAACAUGUUCUUAGAUUUGAGUGCUGGUAACGCAAAAAUAAGCAGACAUCUCGGCAGAAGUCGAUCACUCUAAUCUUCUAGGUUUUCAAUCCAGUAUUUUUUUCACCGUUUUUUUUUGCUGGAUUUCAUUUCAAUUUUUUUUUCUCACUUUAUCUUUUUUUUUUUUUAUUCAUUUUAUCCUACUUGUUUUUGUU
Molecule: messenger RNA, 2402 nt
Organism: Mucor mucedo
Lineage: Eukaryota; Fungi; Mucoromycota; Mucoromycetes; Mucorales; Mucoraceae
Exons: 2
Coding region: 44-2281 (745 amino acids)
Molecular function (GO): protein binding
Source: RefSeq, a predicted model, not a curated record